GAAAUUGAAGAGGGGGCACAUUAUAUAUAGAAGAAAACAAAGAAUGGAAGAGUCCUCUUGGAGUAGGUCUUUGAUCUCUCAUUGACACUCUUCUCCACAUAAAGGGGCAGCUGCAGCAGCAGUAUUUGCUUCCAUCUCUGCCCCUUUUAUCCCUUUCCCUUUAAGCUUCUCCACCCGCCAUUCUCAUCAAAAAGGGGUGAGUGUAUAUGAUGGGAGAAAGAAUCUUACCGGGAAGUUUCUUCCAGUACCCACCUUCUGGACUCCAUGCUUCUCCUCACAGGCCUUCGCUUCCUUCAGAUCGUGAAAGGUAUUUAGCUGAAUUAUUGGCUGAGAAACAGAAGUUGGGACCUUUUGUGCAAAUUCUGCCACUAUGCACCCGGCUUCUUAAUCAAGAGAUUAAAAGGGUCUCAGGUCUUAAUCCCGGUUUUGCGGAUCAUGAUAGAUUUGAGCAUGAUAGUCCUUUAAGGUCGUUGGUUCAACAUCCUAAUGGGAGACAGAUGGAUAUGGAGGGAUGGUCUGCAAUGCAAACAGAGGAAAACAAGCUUAUACAACGAGUUGCUUCAAUUCAAGAUGCAUCGAUGGGUUGGCCUGGUUUGCGGGGAGUCCCUACAACACCAAUUGUAAAGAGGGUUGUUAGACUUGAUGUACCCGUGGAUAAAUAUCCAAAUUAUAACUUUGUUGGCCGAAUUUUGGGACCACGUGGGAAUUCCCUGAAGAGAGUUGAAGCUGUGACAGAGUGUAGGGUGUACAUAAGAGGCAAGGGUUCUGUCAAGGAUUCGGUAAAGGAAGAGAAACUGAAAGAUAAACCGGGAUAUGAACAUCUUAACGAGCCGCUGCACGUGUUGUUGGAGGCUGAAUUUCCCGAGGAUGCGAUAAACUCUCGUUUGGACUAUGCUAUUGGAAUACUAGAAAAUCUUCUGAAGCCUGUGGAUGAAUCCUUGGAUGACUACAAGAAACAACAGCUUAGGGAGUUGGCUUUACUAAAUGGUACAUUACGGGAAGAGAGUCCGAGAAUGAGCCCAAGUAUGUCACCCUUUAACAGUACCGGGAUGAAACGGGCCAAGACAGGAAGAUGACCUUACCGAUGAUACAUCUUAUUAAUUGAAAUCAUGAUGGCUUUGUGGUGGUUUGAUCAGGAACUUAGGGAUGUUGAAUUAGGAAGAUCUAGUCAAACUCCUGUCAGUUUUGCACGGCGAUGGAGACCAUCGGCGGUCUCUUUCUCCAUUGAUCCUGUCUUCCAACUUCUCAUCCUCUCCAUAGAGUUGACAACUCUUCUUGAUUAUACUAUGAAUAACCUCUCCCAUAGUUUAUUUUUGCCAUGUUCUUUCCGCUUCCGCGUCUCGUAACCUCUAAUUUACUCGAAUAUCCUUUGCACUGACAAUUUUCAUGCAUAUUUCUACGUAUGCAUGCCUUUUAAUAUAAGAUACUAUCAGUCAUUGUAUUGUAUUUUGAUUUGAUAAUAAGUAAUAUUCUCUCUAUUGUGUUUAUUU
Messenger RNA from Hibiscus syriacus, 1490 nucleotides. RefSeq names its product KH domain-containing protein At1g09660/At1g09670-like. Gene Ontology annotation, molecular function: mRNA binding. The record is from RefSeq and is a predicted model, not a curated record. Gene Ontology annotation, biological process: regulation of mRNA splicing, via spliceosome. The transcript has 8 exons. Gene Ontology annotation, cellular component: nucleus. Bases 207 to 1076 code for a protein of 289 amino acids. NCBI's taxonomy places the organism in Eukaryota, Viridiplantae, Streptophyta, Magnoliopsida, Malvales, Malvaceae.